Gymnodraco acuticeps is the source of this 3941-nucleotide messenger RNA. RefSeq names its product sodium- and chloride-dependent GABA transporter 2-like. Gene Ontology annotation, cellular component: membrane. Gene Ontology annotation, biological process: sodium ion transmembrane transport. The record is from RefSeq and is a predicted model, not a curated record. Bases 208 to 1992 code for a protein of 594 amino acids. The transcript has 15 exons. NCBI's taxonomy places the organism in Eukaryota, Metazoa, Chordata, Actinopteri, Perciformes, Bathydraconidae.
CCGGUUCUCAUUGUCAUACAAACACGGCUCUCUCAAGCCUCUACUCAUGGGCUCAUUAAUGGUCAGAGCUGGGAAGAGCACUUGUCCUGGAGAAACUGGGAGAUCUUGACUUGUAUUUCCCCUUAAAGGCACCAGAUGAAUCCCAGCUAGGAGGGCUAAAUGGAAGAAUAACUACACAGACUACAGACGUGAAGCGACCUUAACAGUAUGAUGAAAAAGCCUUACGAGCCAGAGGACAAGUACAGGCUGGAGAUGGCCACAGCCCAGCCUGCACCCCCAACCCUGACCCGAGGCGAGUGGUCGAACAAAAUUGAGUUCCUUCUGGCUGUUGCAGGACAAAUCAUAGGCUUAGGAAAUGUGUGGAGGUUUCCUUACCUGUGCUACAAAAACGGAGGAGGCGUGUUCUUCAUCCCCUACAUCCUCUUCCUCUUCACCUGCGGCAUCCCCCUGUUUCUCUUGGAGACGUCUCUCGGCCAGUACACCAAACAGGGAAGCAUUACAUGCUGGAGGAAAAUCUGUCCGCUUUUUGAAGGUAUGGGCAUUGGCCAUCAGGUGGUUGUUUUAUACUCCAGCAUCUAUUACAUCAUCAUAUUGGCCUGGGCUUUCUUCUAUCUCUUCUCCUCUUUCAACUCUGAGCUUCCCUGGGCCAGUUGCAGAAACAGCUGGAACACAGAGACCUGUGUGGAGUUUGAUCGAAAGGAUGAUUAUUUGAACUGGACUGUAGCUGCAAAUUCUACAUCACCAGUGAGAGAGUUUUGGGAGAAGAGAGUUUUGAAUAUCACAGGAAGUGUCCAUGAGUUAGGCAGCAUACGAUGGGAGCUGGCUCUGUGUCUUCUGUUGUCCUGGAUCAUCUGUUACUUUUGUGUCUGGAAAGGAGUAAAGUCAACUGGGAAGGUAGUGUAUCUUACUGCCACAUUUCCAUACCUGAUGCUGGUGGUACUGCUUGUGCGUGGACUUACGUUGCCAGGGGCCAUAAAUGGGAUCAAGUUCUACCUCUACCCAGAUCCAUCCCGCCUCAGCGAUCCACAGGUGUGGAUGGAUGCUGGCACACAAAUAUUUUAUUCCUAUGCUAUUUGCAUUGGGUGUCUUACUGCGCUUGGCAGUUAUAACAAGUAUGACAACAAUUGUUACAAGGACUGUGUGUACUUGUGCUUUCUAAACAGUGGGACCAGUUUUGUAGCUGGUUUUGCCAUCUUCUCUGCACUUGGAUUCAUGGCAUAUGAGCAGAACACAGACAUAUCAACAGUGGCAGAGUCAGGUCCUGGCUUGGCGUUCAUUGCCUAUCCUCGAGCGGUCGCCAUGAUGCCUUUUCCUCAGCUCUGGGCGAUUUUAUUUUUUGUAAUGAUCAUCCUACUGGGACUGGACAGUGAAUUUGUUGGACUGGAAGCCAUCGUUACAGCGAUUUCUGACACAAACCCUUCCUUCUUCCACGUUGGCCAUCGACGUAAACUUCUUCUCCUUGCCAUCAGUGUUUUUAGCUUCUUCGUCGGCCUAGUGAUGAUCACAGAAGGUGGGCUGUACAUCUUCCAGCUGUUUGACUACUAUGCCUGCAGUGGGAUGACUCUCCUUCUCUUUGCCAGUCUGCAGUCUUUCUGUAUCGGAUGGAUAUACGGUGCAGACCGGUUUUACGAAAACAUAGAGGACAUGAUCGGCUACAAGCCAACAUCCCUGAUAAAGUAUUGUUUGAAGUAUGUCACUCCAGUAAUAUGCAUGGGAACGUUUGUUUUCUCCUUGAUCAAAUACACUCCUCUGAAGUUCAACAACACUAUUGAGUAUCCUUGGUGGGGAUAUGCUCUCGGCUGGUGGUUUACUCUCUCCUCCACACUCAUGGUUCCUCUAAUUAUGUUGUAUAGGAUGUGCACUACUCCUGGUACACUGCGACAGAGGUUCUCUUUCUUAUGUACUCCAACUGAAGACCUGACAUUGAACAGAUCAGGGAAGAAAGGACUUGAAAUGGUCAAGUUGACCUCAUCUGACGGCGUAGUGUCCUAGUGACAAUGAGCAAACUGGAGCUGCUUCAGAUUUUCCGAACAUCAUGAGUCAUAGAUAAUCAUGCCCUCAAGCCAGUGCUCUGACUCCUUUUACAGCUGUGGUCCCCAAGUGUUUAUGUUAAAACUCGUACCCCCCUGUCCUUGGUUGCUAAAGCAUACUGGUUGCGACCAGUACAAUCUUUGUUUGCAUACGUUUAUAAGGCAUACAAAUUAUCCAUUAACAAAAAAACAAUGCUUUUCUGUCAUUUAAAUAACUGUAAUAAUCAUUUGAGGGUUUGAAUUCUGACAGAAAUAGUGUAAAGAUAAAAUGUCCACCUAACUGUAAAGGGAACAUCUGCUUUUAGCCACAUAUCAUGAUCUUCAAGAAAACAUAUUCAAAAUACUUAAUAGUCCAUCAAAACAUUUUGAAAUAUGUUCUAAAUAGCCAAUGUGAAAUAGUAACAAACAAAGCCUCAAACCUAUUCAGAAAACUCCUGUCGCUGCGAGCUGAAACCACUGAUUACUUUCCUAAUCAUUUAAUCUGUUAGAUUUGACUUACAUUUUUCAGCGACAAAUGCACAUUAAAACUUCCCAGAAUAUGAGGUAACCGUGAAAAACUUAAUAUCCUCACAAUGCAUCAUGUAAUAGUGUUUUGUUGAUCAAUUAAUGUAUCUUUUAGUUGUGUCAGCUCUUUCAUCAAGUGAACCUUAAAACCUGCUUUUCAUAAAGAAACAGCAUGCUUGCAUUCACACUUGUAUUUUAAACUGUUACUUUUGUAAAGAAAAAGUGUUGAGAAAAUUUGUGUUUUGUUUUAUCCAGGUUGUACAACUUCUAGAGUAAAUUAGCCAUGAUAAACACUUGCCAAAUAAGCCAUACAGUUUCAACACUUAAGUCACUUGUAGGUGAAAUUUAAUUUCAAAUUGUGGAUAUAGCUACAUGAAGCAGUAAUAUGAAAGAGGAACGGUUGUCCAGCACUUAUUGUCCGAUUAAAACUUUGGACAUUGCCUGCACCUUAAGUUUAACUUAAAGGUGGGGUAUAGGUAAGUUUGAGAAACCGGCUCGAGAUACACUUUUUGUUAUAUUCCAUCCAUGGAAUGCUCUUAAAGGUGGGGUAGGUAAGUUUGAGAAACCGGCUCGAGAUACACUUGUUAUAUUCCAUGGAAUGCUCUUAACAUGCCGAUAGCAAUGAAUAUCUGAAGUGCUUUGACAAAAAAUCCAUAGAAAAAUGUCAUCUGUGGAAGCCGUAGUACUGUAAAAAGCACGACCAAUGAUUUUAGUAAUUGGAUGGCCUACCUGCCUGUCAGCCUUCCAUCUGUGCACAAACUUAUCUCGUGCCCUCAUUGGUCAUGUGCGCGUUCGUGUGUGUUGGAGGAGGGGCUCUGUAAGGAAGUGGCAGAUUUUUUCCGCUGUGUAUUUUCAAAUUCUAGUGCAUUACCUACCCCACCUUUAAGUGUGUCUGACAUUAGAAUAACUGUCACCAUAAUAAUGUGCAUGUAAUGCACACACAGGAAGGAAACAAUUCAGCACAAGUUAGUGUUUAGUGAAAACAAACAAACUCGAGUUGGGUGUGACAAUGGAAUACCAAUUGAUAAAGAACAACACUGAGAAAGCCUGUUGGCAGAGCCACAAAGAGUAUAUUUUUAACAGAGCUAUUUCGAUUAUAUUUUUACUGAAGUCUCAACUUUACAUUUUUGUACAGAAGGUGCAGGUAGCAUUCAUAUCAUUUUGUAUAUUGUUCUUUUGUAUCAUUGGCAUUAAAAUUGGUGGCAAUAGCCCUUUGUGUAACAUGUAAAUGCUAUAAAAUGACAUUACUUACAUUUAAGGAUCAAAAACUAUUUUGUUCGGCGUUUUUUGCGUCUGUUUUCACAAGAUUUAUGAAAAGAAAAUUGUGCUUGUUUGAUUCAUAUUACUGAUGCAUACUGUAAUGUCUUUAUUUUAUAUAUCAUAAUAAACAAUGUGCCAUACUUUAAA